CGGCCUUGGUACGGGUCGAGCGCGCGCGGACCCUGCACCGGCCGCGGAGCCGCCAUGGGCCCGCUGGGCCCUGGGCGCCGCGCAGCGCGAGCACCGGCCUGGAGCCAGAAUUGAAGCUACAAGAUGGCUGACCAGAACCCCGGGGGCAUUAGCCCCCUCCAACAAAUGGUGGCCUCAGGCACCGGGGCUGUGGUCACCUCCCUCUUCAUGACACCCCUGGACGUGGUGAAGGUACGCUUGCAGUCUCAGCGCCCCUCCGUGGCCGGUGAGCUGAUGUCUUCCUCCAGACUCUGGAGCCUCCCCUACGCCAAAUUGCCCUCCUCUCUCCGAUCCACAGGGAAGUGCCUCCUGUACUGCAAUGGUGUCCUGGAGCCCCUGUACUUGUGCCCAAAUGGUGCCCGCUGUGCCACCUGGUUCCAGGACCCCACGCGUUUUACGGGCACCUUGGAUGCCUUUGUGAAGAUCGUGAGACAUGAAGGCACUAGGACCCUGUGGAGCGGCCUCCCAGCCACCUUGGUUAUGACUGUGCCGGCCACUGCCAUCUACUUCACCGCCUAUGACCAACUCAAGGCCUUCCUUUGUGGUCGAGCCCUGACUUCCGACCUCUACGCACCUAUGGUGGCUGGCGCACUAGCCCGCUUGGGAACCGUGACUGUGAUCAGCCCCCUGGAGCUGGUGCGGACAAAGCUGCAGGCUCAGCACGUGUCCUACCGGGAGCUGGGUGCCUGUGUCCGAGCUGCCAUGGCUCAGGGCGGCUGGCGCUCGCUGUGGCUGGGCUGGGGCCCCACUGCCCUUCGGGAUGUGCCCUUUUCAGCCCUGUACUGGUUCAACUAUGAGCUGGUGAAGAGCUGGUUGAGCGGGCUCAGGCCAAAAGACCAGACAUCCGUGGGCAUCAGCUUUGUGGCUGGCGGCAUCUCAGGGACGGUGGCGGCCAUCCUGACUCUACCCUUUGACGUGGUGAAGACGCAACGCCAGGUCGCACUGGGCGCGGUGGAGGCUGUGAGAGUGACGCCCCCACACGCCGACUCCACCUGGCUGCUGCUGCGGAGGAUCCGGGCUGAGUCUGGCACCAGGGGACUCUUUGCAGGCUUUCUCCCGAGGAUCAUCAAGGCUGCCCCCUCCUGUGCCAUCAUGAUCAGCACUUACGAGUUUGGCAAAAGCUUCUUCCAGAGGCUCAACAGAGAACAGCCUCUGGGCUCUUAAAAGGAGCCAGGGGACAAGGACCCUAUCUCUUCCAUGGAUGGGGGUGGGGCAGAAGGAGACUGAGCCAAGUGCCUUGUCCUCAGCACUGAGGGGAGGGGCCUCAUUUCCCUUCCCUCUCAACUAUGAGCUCCAGGGGUUGGGGCUACCCCUCUAGGUCUGCCAAGGCCCCCCUAAAACAGCUUUCUUCUUGCUGUUCCUCAUUCCCAAGCCCCAAGGAUAAUCACUUUUCCAGCCCCCCCCGCCCCGACCAAGUUCAAGACCAAAUCUGAUAACUGCCCCCUCCCUUCCCACCAUUUCGUUGUGUUUGCUGUAGCUGGGUCUGCUUCUGGGAGCCACAAAACCCUGGGCCUGGUGUAGUCUGCACCCUUCCCUGUUAAUUCCUUGAGUCUAAAGAUGAUGAACUUCUCUCC
Messenger RNA from Lynx canadensis (Canada lynx), 1613 nucleotides. RefSeq names its product solute carrier family 25 member 39 (gene SLC25A39). The record is from RefSeq and is a predicted model, not a curated record. Bases 124 to 1203 code for a protein of 359 amino acids. Gene Ontology annotation, biological process: mitochondrial transmembrane transport. The transcript has 12 exons. Lineage: Eukaryota; Metazoa; Chordata; Mammalia; Carnivora; Felidae.